This is a messenger RNA of Centropristis striata (black sea bass), 868 nucleotides long. RefSeq names its product collagen alpha-1(XXV) chain-like. Lineage: Eukaryota; Metazoa; Chordata; Actinopteri; Perciformes; Serranidae. The record is from RefSeq and is a predicted model, not a curated record. The coding region runs from base 47 to 868 and encodes 273 amino acids. The transcript is spliced from 13 exons.
CCCUACGCUGGCUGCUUUGCACAGCAAUCAGAUCCUGACUGUCAAGAUGGUCUUCCCUAAGAUCAAUCAUGGCUUUCUUUCCGCUGACCAGCAGCUCAUAAAGCGGCGGCUCAUUAAGGGAGAUCAAGGGCAAGCUGGACCACCUGGGCCUCCGGGGCCACCGGGCCCUCCUGGGCCAAGGGGGCCUCCAGGGGACACAGGCAAAGAUGGGCCCAGGGGUGUACCUGGUCUACCAGGUGAUCCAGGGCAGCCUGGAGAAACAGGAGUCAUGGGACCUGAGGGGCCACAAGGGCUGAAGGGUUCACUCGGGUCUCCUGGAGUCCCCGGUGUUGAUGGACUGAAGGGGGAUGUUGGCAUCCCAGGAUUGGACGGUGUCCCUGGAAACAAGAAACUCUUUGUUUUUAACUUUUUCUACGCUUUUUGCCAUUUCUAUAGUUUUUUUUCCCCCAUUGUACUUUUUUGUACUUAUUGUUUCUCAUUCUUCUUUAGCAAUCAUACAUAUCUUUUCCUUCAUUUUUGCUGGAUGGUGAAAUGGGAGAGCGAGGUGAAAAGGGUGAGCCUGGAUUUCUCGGCCCCCAGGGAGAGCCAGGGCUGCCAGGACUCCCAGGAACUAAGGGGGAGAGAGGCGACCACGGGCCGCAAGGAAAGGGUGACAGAGGAGAACCUGGACCCCUUGGACCAAAGGGGUCACAAGGAGAGUCUGGUACACCUGGUCCUAAAGGGUCAAAGUAUGAAAGAACAUGUGAUUCUGAAUGGCAAUAAUGUGCAGGGUCCACCUGGGCAGAAAGGAGACCAAGGAGCCACUGAAAUCAUCGACUACAAUGGAAACAUUCAGGAAGCUUUACAGGUCAGUCAGGUUGUUACUUAA